Cylas formicarius (sweet potato weevil) is the source of this 3564-nucleotide messenger RNA. Its product is annotated as RNA exonuclease 1 homolog. NCBI's taxonomy places the organism in Eukaryota, Metazoa, Arthropoda, Insecta, Coleoptera, Brentidae. Gene Ontology annotation, cellular component: nucleus. The transcript has 3 exons. Gene Ontology annotation, molecular function: exonuclease activity; nucleic acid binding. The record is from RefSeq and is a predicted model, not a curated record. Bases 91 to 3405 code for a protein of 1104 amino acids.
UUAAAUUGAGGUUAUUGAAAGGGUUUUUUAACAUCAACAGUUAUUUGGAUAUUGAGAUCUAAACAUUAAAUAAAAAUAUAGAGUAAAACAAUGUUGCCGACGAAAGGAUAUUUUCAAGACAUCGAGUGCCCUUUUAACGAUACACCCUGCGGUCGGCCUUACUGUCAUUUUCGACAUAGGAAAAGACCUGCUGAAAAUAUAGAUGAACCUGUUGCUGAAACGUCUAAAUCGAAUGUACCUGUUUACAAACCUACACCUAAAAGUGAAUUGGAGAAUAUUCAAAAUAAAACGCACAUACCAAUAAGUUAUGUACCUGACCUGGCCUUUAGGAAUGAUCGACCAUUAAGAACUUUUCCAAAAUUUGAAAAACCAACUUAUAAGCCAACACCUUUAAGUUUACUUUCUUCAGCAAGUAAUAAAAAUGCUUUGUCUGCACACAAUGAAAAGCAACAGGAAACAAUCAAAGAUAUACAACAAAACAUUGCCAAUAAUGAGUAUGAUCCUCAGAAGUCUGAAAUUAACUUUGAAGAUCUGUCUAGUGAAUUUGAUUUAAUAGAUGAGAUUAUUAAUGAAGAUGAGUCUGAUCAUGCAGAGCCUGAGACCUUAAUAUCAGAAAAUUUGACCAAGAUUAAUAGUGAUAUAAAAAAGGAACAGAAUCGCUUAAAUCUGCUGUUAAAAAAUGAUUUAAAUACUGAUUCCAACAUUGAGAAAAUAAUUAAAAAUGAAAAAGUUGCAAUAGAAACCAACGGUGGGGACAAAAAGGUAAAACGUGAAAGUGGUGAACCUGUAAAUGUAAAGAAGGAAAGCAAUGGAAAAGAUGUUAAAAAAUCAGAAGCUGAUGUACUACAUUUGUUUAGUGAAAGCUCUCCCAACAAAACUGAGAAAAGGCCUAAUGAUAAAAGUGAUAAAAAAGCUAGCAAUACUGACAAGAAAGUGGAAAAACUUAAAACUAAAACGAUCUCUCAAGAUCAAAAGAAUAGUUCUGAGAGGUCCCUCUUCAAAGUCAAAGUUAAGGAUGAAAAAAAGCGGGACUCCAAAUCUCACGAACGUGAAAAACAUCGUAAAGAGGAAAAAAGGGAAAGCAAGCCUAAUCAGAAACAUGAGCGUAAAAGUCAAAAUCGGGAUAAAAGUCCAAAGGAGGAUAAAAGCAAUAAUAAAAAUAGUUCUAGUGAUAACAGUGACAGUGAUCAGCCGAAUAGAAGGGAUAGAAGUGGAAGCGGUAGCCAGCAAAAACAUAAAAAGCGUAGUCGUAGCAGGAGGAGAAGCAAAACUAGGGAAAAAGAAAGAGGAAGUCAUAAAAGGAAAAAAGAAAGCGGUGAAAAACCGCGAAAAAAAUCGCGCAGUUCUGGGAGUGAAAGUGAACGAAGCACCGCUAGGCAUAGAAACAGUCAUUCUGAUCGUGAUGGUGAUAAACGUAGUGCUAAGAAAAAGUCUGCUACUAAAGUUAACAGUGAGAGACCACAUAAAUCGACUGGAUGUGAUAGUGAUAAUGACAAUGAACUAAUUUCAAUGGACACUAAUGAACUAGGACUGUCUGAUGUCGACUUAGACUUGGAUGAUGAAGAUGAAACAAUGAGAGAAUGUUUUAGGAUAUUUAACGAAUAUAAGCCUAAACCCUUGAGGCUCUCAUCCCCAAAGACUGAAGAAACAGACAAAAGUCUUUUAAGUGAGGAUGAAUACCAUUCAGCGUCGAUUAGGAAGCGUAUCGCUCAUAGCGGCGCUGAAAAUUCGAAGCUGCUCCCUCUACCGGCCGCUGUCAAAACGAAACCUGUAAUAACGCCCGGUCAAAUUAUGAGCAACCGGUACAAAAUUGCGAAACUGGCACAGGCAAACAACGAACAGGAGAACAUCAUGAACGAAGUGAGACAGAUCACGGCGAUACGUUCGGCCCCGAGUCUGUUAGAAGCGGCUCGGAUGCACAAGCUGCGCAGAUUGGAGCGUCAAAAGCAGGCGGAGAAAGCCGCCGCGCAGAAGCCGUCGACCAACGUCGUGGACGACAUAUUGAAUGGGGCUCAUAAGCCGGGCGUCUCGAAAGUUAAACUGCCGGUAAAGAAGAUCGCUGCCGUACCGAACGUCGCGUUGAUCGAGAAAGCGAAAGAGCGGAUUUCAUUGAUAAAGCAGCGCAGGCUCGAGCCUCCGAGGACCGUGGCUCAAACCCAGAAAAGCGGUCGGGUGGCUCACGUACCGGAAGUUUCUUUGCCAGACAUACCCGACGUUUUGCAGGCGGACAAAUCGAAGCUGCCGGUUAACGUUAGAACCCGAUUUUUGACGAUGAUAGUCGAGGAAUGUUGCAAACUCUACGCGGCCAAACAGGACGCAUACACCAGAGCGUUGAACGAGGAGUUUUCGUGUUACGAAAAAUGCACUGUUCUCACGACCUACAGGAAUUCGGCGAUGCUCGCGGUAAACAGGCUGAGGAAGGAGAUCCAGGAGCGGGAAAAUCGGUUUUUGGGGCCCCUGAUGAGCGGCGAGUCGACGUCCGCGGAUAAAGGUUCGAUUUUCAGGGGGAGAAUGUUUUAUGAUCACGUCAAGAAGUGGGUGUUGACGGAAGAUGAACUGGACUUGCACGGUUAUCCUAGAGAGAGCAGGGAGAAGGGGAAGGCGGUCAUUAAUAAUCAAAAAGACGUGGACUAUUCUAUUGUGGAUGAGAAUUUGAGAAAAUGUAGCAGGUGUUCGAAAAUCUAUCAGGUCGAUGAUGACGGCUGGCCAUUAUUCGAGGAGGAGUGCAUGUAUCAUCCGCUCAAAAAACGGACGAUUAGAGGCGAACAAGUAUUCUUAUGCUGUAAAAGUACCGAUGACACCGGGUGUGUGACGUCCGACACUCACGUUUGUGAGGGAUCGGCGAGCCAUCAGCUCGAAGGCUACCAAACCACUCUACCCCCGGAAAGAGAGAACGACCCCAGGAGUUGCGCGGUCUACGCGCUGGACUGCGAAAUGUGUUACACGACCAAAGGUCUGGAGUUGACCAGAGUGACGAUAGUGGAUGCCGACUGCAAAACCAUCUACGAAAGUUUGGUGAAACCGCUAAAUCCGAUCGUCGAUUACAACACUCGGUUUUCUGGUAUCACAAAGGAACAAAUGGACAGGACCAGUACGAGUAUAUUACAGGUUCAGGCCAAUAUUCUACAUUUGUGCAACUCGGAGACGAUUUUGGCCGGACACAGUUUGGAGUCGGACAUGAAGGCGUUAAAAAUAGUUCACAGUUCUGUCAUCGAUACGUCGAUAUUGUUUCCGCAUAAAAUGGGCCUGCCUCACAAACGCGCGUUGCGCGCGUUAGCCAGUGAAUAUUUGAAAAAAAUUAUUCAAAAUGACGUUAGCGGACACGACAGUGCCGAGGACGCUAUCACUUGCAUGGAGCUGAUUAAGUGGAAGUUGAAGGAGGAGUGCAAAGUGCGAACGAAAUAGCGCAGGUGUCAAGAGUUUUACGUUGACGUUGGUUUUUAUAAGUUAUUUAUUUGCACGCGGUACGAGUGUACCCUACAAUAAUAAGAAAAUGUAAAUAGAUUAGCGUUACCGAUUUGGCGAGUCAAUUAUCCUUUAGCUAUUUGGUUCAGAAUAUAUUGU